Cotesia congregata is the source of this 1905-nucleotide messenger RNA. The record is from the annotation of a GenBank genome assembly. Lineage: Eukaryota; Metazoa; Arthropoda; Insecta; Hymenoptera; Braconidae.
AUGACUGAGGAAAUCAAGCAGCUUGAUAGCAGUAACACGACAAAAACUACCACAAGUAAUUUUUUGCCAGCUGAAAAUCAUCACCAGGAUGUUGAAGUUACAAAAAAUAAACCUGAUAAUAAAAAAGAAAAAUGUAAACCCAUGACCAAGGUCGUAAUCAGAAGACUUCCACCGUUGAUGAACCAGGCACAGUUUAUUGAGCAAAUAUCCCCGUUACCUGACAAUGACUACCUUCAUUUUGUAAAAGCUGAUACUUCUUUGGGGCAAAAUUCAUUCUCACGUGCUUACAUAAAUUUCAUUGACCAGCAGGACAUUUUUGUUUUCCGGGAAAAAUUUGAUAACUAUGUGUUCGUUGACGCCAAGGGUGUCGAGUACCCAGCAGUUGUGGAAUUUGCGCCAUUUCAGAGACUGCCAAAGAAACGAGUUGGUAGAAAAAAGGAUCCCAAGUGCGGAACUAUUGAGACAGACACUUAUUAUAUUAAUUUUCUGGAGAGUUUGAAGAACCAGGAGGCUGAUGCUGCUGUACCACAACCUAAAACUGAAUAUUCUUAUCAGCCAUUUGAUAAUACACAAAAAAAAGUUACGACCACACCAUUGCUGGAAUAUUUAAAACAACGUAAAGCAGAAAAGCAGAGAGUUAAAGAUGAAAAACGUGAGGAAAGACGUCGACAAAAAAUAUCACCAAAAGAAGUAAAAAAUCGUAAAAGAGAAGACAUGAAGCGUGACAAAGUUUUAGCAUCCCGUGAUCGAGAUCCAAAGCCUUUAGGAAAAAGUUACCGUGAUCGUGAAGAUAAAAAACACGAUAGAGAUAAUAAGCCGGCGAAUAAAAAAUAUGAAGACAAAAAACCAUACAGAAGAGAUGAUUAUGCUAAAGAAGACAGGCGAGAAGCUAAAAGUUCUCGGGAAGAGUCUGGUUUUUACCAGAAAGACAAGUCAGUCGAAGAAAAGAAAGGCAAGAGUUAUGAAAAAAUGCGACAGGAAAAGCGACGAGCUGCUGAAGCUAAAAAAGACGAAGAUUUGCCGAAGGAAAAGCCCAGAGAUAAUCCUGAAAAAAGUGAAACCAAAAAUGACCAAGUUGUUUUACCAAUUAAGAUUGUAUGUAAUGACGAAAGUAAAGACUGUGAAGCCUUAUUGUCUAACGAAUUGCCGGAUGAUUCGCAAGACGAUAAAGAAGCUUCUGCUAAACUUGAAGAAACUUUUAAAAUUGAGAGCGUCAAAAAGAGUUUUAGCAAGGCGUACAAAAUGAAGGUUGUGAAAAGACGAAGUUCUUUGGAAAGUGGAGGAGGCGGAGGCGGUGGAGAUGGUGCUUUCCUCCGGAGACACAAAUCGCUGGACGGUGGAGAGGAGGAUAACUUACAGAAAAAUGACAGUGACUACAAAGGCAAAAGCAAAAAAGAUCCACGUCUAGAACGUCGAAUUAGAAACAAAGACCGUCCUGCUAUGGAAAUCUAUCGACCGGGAAUGGGUAAAUUUAGUAAGCAACGAUUAGAACGUGAGAAAUCUAAUCACGACGAUCGUGCUUCGUUGUCAGAAAGUCCUACGCCUGGAAAAGGAUCCAAAAAAUCCGGCGAAAUUUCUGUGCGAAGUGUUCACGGAAAGAACAAUAACUCACUUCAAUAUCCUUCAAAGAGUUUUGAGAGUUUUGGACUGUACUCCGUGGUUUUCAAUUUAACCGAGAACAAAAAGUACCGUAGCAUGAAAAAAUCACCAAGCGGCUCUAUUAAUCCCAACAGUACUCCAACAAAUUCGGAGGCGACUGGAGGAGUUAAAAGAAGAGAGCCGAUAUACAAGCCAAGUCAGGAGGAGGAGGCUGCAAAAAAAGAAUCUGCUCCGAAGAAAUUUUUUAAAUACCGGGUGUUUGAAGUGAGUCCGGACAGAAGACCAGUUCCAAAACCAAGAAAGUAG